AACCUUUCUAAACCGGACCUGGCAUGGUACGAAUACUUUUUCCGGUUUGGCAGGUUUCCGCUUUAAACAGGGAUUUUUUGUAAAGCUCCCUUACGAAGAAUUCUUCCCAUUUAGGCAGGUACUAAGGUUCCGUCUUAAACAGUUUUUUUAGCAUAGUAAAUCACCGUUUCGAAGAAUUCUUCCGGUUUAGGCAGGUUUCCGUUUUUAUAAGGUUCCGUUUUGAAGAAAUUUAUACUGUUUACAGAGAUUUCUUUAGGGUAUCCCGCGUGAAACGCCUAAAAUUAUUUAGUUUCAAUUAAAUUUCUCGUGUUUAAUUCUAUUGUUUCCAAGUCUUUAGGCAUUUUAGAACUGAAUUACAUUUAGAUAUUCUAUUAAUAUUCUGGUCUAUAUCACGAAUGUCUGAUAUAUAAUUUGUUGGCAACUUGACCAUUUCAUUCCUUGUUUUUCUAUGGAUAACUCCGUGUGUGCCAGACAAUUUUUUCUUCCCGAAUUUAGUACUGUGAACGUUUUGUAUCGGGAAUACCAAUGUCAAGUUUACAAAUUUUAUAAAUAUUUACCAGCUUUCAGAUUUUUCUUAUGAUGUUUCGUCUAAUUUUUAAUAUUGACAUCAUGUCGCAUCAUAGUGACGAUGCGGGAUUAGUCGCCACGAGUGAUAGCUUUUGGGAACCCGGAAAUUAUAAAAAAACAACAAAACGUAUCGAAGACGGUUUGAGACUUUGCAAUGAUCUAAUUCAACUUAUACAAGAACGAAGUGACAUAGAAAAAACUUAUGCUAAAAAUUUACGUGGUUGGUCCAAAAAAUGGAAUGAUUUAAUUGAAAAAGGACCAGAGUAUGGCACAACUGAGGCUGCAUGGAAGGGCGUUCUUACCGAAGCAGAGAGGAGAUCUGAUAUGAGUAUUCGUGUUAAAGACCGCCUUGCAAAUGAAGUAAUAACUCAAAUAAAGCAAUGGCAAAAAGACAAUUAUCAUAGAUCUAUGAUGCAACUUAAAGAAAAGAAGGAAAUGGAUGAUGCCUUCAAAAAAGCACAAAAACCAUGGGCAAAAUUAUUGGCAAAGGUAAACAAAUGUAAAGUGGAUUACCAUACUGCAUGUAAAAAUGAAAAAUCAGCCAUUAAUCAAGAAAGAAAUGCAACUGGUGAUACAUCUUUAUCCCCUGAUCAAGUAAAAAAACUUCAGGAUCGUGUCACGAAAUGUAAAGAUGAUGUCCUGAGGACCAAGGAACGUUAUCAGCAGGCUCUCGGAGAAAUAAAUGAUUUUAAUUCAAAAUACAUGGAAGAUAUGAUCGUCGUUUUUAAUAAAUGUCAAGAAUUCGAAGAAAAGAGACUUAAUUUUUUUAAAGAAAUGUUGUUUGGUAUUCAUGCUUGUCUCAAUAUAUCAACUGAUACUGAAUUACCUCAAAUAUAUGAAGAAUAUAGACAUACAAUACAAAAUGCAGAUGCUGCUAAAGAUUUAAAAUGGUGGUCAAAUAACCAUGGAGUUGGAAUGGCAAUGAAUUGGCCACAAUUUGAGGAGUACUCCGAGGAAUUCCGUGACAUCAUAGGAAAAAGCAAGAGAGGUGCAUUUACUGACAGCGGAAUCAUGCUUGUUAAUCAACAGAAAAUCAAUGAGGACGUUCCUGAAUUCAUUCCAGAAUUACAGAAUUCUUCUAAAAAGGAAAAGAGAGAUUCCGAUUCUGACAUCAUUAAAAAUAACAAGGAGAAAACUAAAAAUUCUUCGACAAAAAAUCAUUCAGUUAACUCUAGUAAUGGACAGCAAGAUCACACAUCUUACGAUGAUGACGAAUGGGAUGAAUACUGUAAUGAUGCAUUAGUAGAUAAUGGCGAACCAGGAGUCCCAGUGAAAGCUCUCUAUGAAUAUACGGCAACGGAAGCAGAUGAGUUAUCAUUUAAACAAGGAGAUGUAUUUGAAAAAUUAGAGGACGAAGAUGAUCAAGGAUGGUGCAAGGGACGCAAAGAUGGAAAAAUCGGAUUGUAUCCAGCAAAUUACGUCGAAUUAGUUCAUAAUUAAUAUCAGGAAACAAUAUUAUAAAUAUAUAACAGAAACAUAUAUACACAGUAUAUAUGUAAGAAUGAAAGAAAAAAUUUGAUUUAUUCAUUGUGCCAAUGUUUAUUGUUAAGUAUGGCUAUUGAUGCUUGACUAUUAUACAAAAAGUUCACAUUUAUGUGAAUGAGUGGAAAAGUAUGUUUUUAUUUAAAUGUGUUUAGUUUUUGUGUACAGUUGUCCUGACGUAACGAUUUGAUAAUUUUGGUUUUCAUGACAUUUUAAUUUCCCGUUUUCGAGACAUGCCAUUUCAAUCGACGUCAAAGGUAAAAUUCUAUCGUUUCUAUUUUCAUCUACAUAGAAGGUAGGAAUUAUAUUAUCAAUAUGCUUGAAAUAAAUAUAACAAAAAAAUCAAAUGAAAAUAUAUAAGCAAUUAAAAUAUAAUCUUAACAAAAGAUUUAUUGAAAGAUAUUGUUUUAAAUAUCACUGUAAUAUAUGUCUGAUUACUGUUUGUCUAGAUAUAUUAAUAUUUAACAUAUAUAACUCCUUCAAUUUAUGUAAUUAUUUUGUAUUAAGCAUCAUAGAUGUGCUCAAAUGAGAGAUCAUUUUUAAAUUUGUGAAAAUAUUUUAACAUUUAUAUCUUUCAAAACAAAUCAGGAAAUUUUUGAUGAUGACAAUACAGCAGAGUCUUGAUUAUCUGGCAUAAAUGUUAAUAGUAGCAGUUCUGAUAACACAAAUAUACGAAAUUUGAGCUGCAUUUGGAAGUAAAUUGUUAGUAUCAGUAAUGUAAUAAAACCUUCAUUUACUUGUCUGCCAUGCUAUGUGCAAUGUAUACUCUAAGAAAACAAGUUCCAUACGAAGUAAGGCAUUUAGAAAGGAAGAAUAUUACUGUUUGAUGCUUGCACAUAGUUCUAAACUGUACAGAUUUCAGUCAAAAACAUUUUUCAAAAUGUCUAGGGCAAAAAAGGCAAGAAAAAAACUGUUUAAGAUAAUCAGAAACCAGAUAAUCAGGACUCUACUGUAAUUUAAAAUAACUUGCAUUAUAAAUUCACAGGUAAAGACGUAAUUUAUAUUAAUUGUAACAAGAUUACUAAUUUACGUAUUUUAAAAUUUUUGAUAAUUUAGUCAGUUACAAAACAAUUUUACAUUGAAGUAACAAAACAGAGAAAAAAUAACUGUUUUUUAUAAUUUUGUUGUGCACCAUUUGAAAAUAUGCUCUUUUAAUAUCAAAAAAACAAAACAAAGUCGAUCCUAAACAGUUUCCAAUAUUUCAAUUUUUCACAAAUAAAAUAAUAAAAAUACACUUUCUA
Messenger RNA from Centruroides sculpturatus (bark scorpion), 3290 nucleotides. RefSeq names its product protein kinase C and casein kinase substrate in neurons protein 1-like. Gene Ontology annotation, molecular function: protein binding; phospholipid binding. The transcript has 10 exons. Gene Ontology annotation, cellular component: endosome; cytoplasm; plasma membrane. Gene Ontology annotation, biological process: regulation of endocytosis; cytoskeleton organization; plasma membrane tubulation. The record is from RefSeq and is a predicted model, not a curated record. Bases 577 to 2007 code for a protein of 476 amino acids. NCBI's taxonomy places the organism in Eukaryota, Metazoa, Arthropoda, Arachnida, Scorpiones, Buthidae.